Molecule: messenger RNA, 1233 nt
Organism: Colletotrichum orchidophilum
Lineage: Eukaryota; Fungi; Ascomycota; Sordariomycetes; Glomerellales; Glomerellaceae
Product: Pex2/Pex12 amino terminal region
Exons: 1
Coding region: 1-1233 (410 amino acids)
Biological process (GO): protein import into peroxisome matrix
Cellular component (GO): peroxisomal membrane
Molecular function (GO): zinc ion binding
Source: RefSeq, a predicted model, not a curated record
AUGACCGAAGCCUCACCACCAUCCUCCUCAUCGACCCUCCCCUCCUCGCCCUACCCCUACGCCUCCGCCCCAGACAUCAUCCGCGCCCACCAAAAGGACGCCUACUACAAGGGCCACCUCUCAAACACCCUCACAUCCCUCCACCGCCUCCUCCUCGGCGCCCGCUCCGCCCACUCCGCAACCUCCCUCCACCGUCUCCUCGCAGACACCCUCUACCUGGGCCUCACCACGCUACCCGGGAACCGGACCCUCGGCGAGGAGUACUGCGACCUCGUACAGCUCCACGUCGGCGCCGGCGACAACGAUGACAGCGACCCGUCAGGCGCCCUCCCCACCCUCGCCCGCCGCGUAUCCUACAUCGCGACCUCCGUCCUCCUCCCCUACCUAGCAGGCCGCCUCCUCCCAUCAGUCCGCGCCCGCCUACGAACCCUCCUCGAAACCUCCUCCUCCUCUUCCUCCUCCACGAAAUCCUCCUCCACAACUACAACAACAACAACAACAAAGCUCUCCAUCCUAAAAGCAUACCUCCUCACAAACCUCCCCUCCCUAACCUCGGCGGCGCCCCUCCACGCAGCAACCCUCGCAGUCUUCUACUUUUCAGGAACAUACUACGAGCUCGCCAAACGCGUCCUCGGCCUCCGCUACGUCUUCACCCGCCGCGUCCCCGACACCCCAGACCGCGCAGGCUACGAGGUCCUCGGCGUCCUCCUCAUCGCCCAGCUCGCCGUCCAGUCCUACCUGCACAUCCGCUCCACAAUCUCCGACCUCUCCUCCCAGGCCGCCGCCGCCGCCGCGGCACGACAGCGGGCCGUCGGCUCCUCCUCUACCCCCUUGCUCGACGUCUCCCUCGACGCAAAUGCCUACGCCGCCAACACGGGCCUCCUCCUCACCGAAACAGGCACCCCAGGCGGCAACGGCGUCGGCGCAAGCAAAGUCGACAUCUCCGCCGUCACGCACACGCCCGUCGUAACGGACGCCUCCUCCUCCUCCUCCCCGGGCGAGCCCGGCGCGCGCUUCGACCUCAGCGACGAAAAGACAAUGGCCUACAUCUCGGGCGCCGCGCAGAGGAAAUGCACGCUCUGCCUCGAAGAACUCAAAGACCCGUCCGCGACGCAGUGCGGGCACGUCUUCUGCUGGACCUGCAUCGGGGACUGGGUGCGCGAGAAGCCAGAGUGUCCGCUGUGCAGGCGGGAGGCCAUGGUGCAGCAUAUACUACCGUUACGGAUUGCUUAG